Messenger RNA from Mangifera indica (mango), 2969 nucleotides. RefSeq names its product glycine-rich domain-containing protein 1-like. The record is from RefSeq and is a predicted model, not a curated record. NCBI's taxonomy places the organism in Eukaryota, Viridiplantae, Streptophyta, Magnoliopsida, Sapindales, Anacardiaceae.
AAACUUAAUAUUCAAAGUGUUAGACGGAUUAUUUUACUUCUAUGAGAGCAACUUGUUGAUUAUAAAAACCUGUCCUUUUUUCAGACAUGAAUCACAAAUUCCCUCUGACUUCUAAAUUGUUGAACAAUAUUGGCAAUCAUUUGCAUUGCGCACUUUCCGAUUGUUUCUUUGGCGAGUCAUGGAUUUGGAGAAGGAACAAGAGUUAGAGUGGCUUGAAGCGCAAAAGAUUGGGAUAAGUGUAGAUCUCGUGGCUGCAGCAAAACACCAGCUUCAGUUUCUUGCUGCCGUUGAUAAGACCCGCUGCCUCUAUGAAGGCCCUGCCCUUCUGAGGGCUAUCUAUAGGUACAAUGCUUGUUGGCUUCCAUUGCUUGCCAAACAGUCUGAGUCACAGAUUUCUGAAGGGUUUCUUGUUGUUCCUCUUGAUUGUGAGUGGAUUUGGCACUGUCACAGACUCAACCCUAUUAGAUACAAAACUGAUUGUGAGGAACUAUAUGGGAAGGUCCUUGACAGCUCCAAUGUUUUAUCCUCUGUUCGAGGUACCUGUAGAAAAGAAAGUGAAGAAAUGUGGAAUAGAUUGUAUCCAGAUGAACCCUAUGACUUGGACUUGACAAAAGCACGUUUGGAGGAUUCCUCAACCAAACUUUCUAGACUUGAAAAAUACACAAAAUAUGACUUAGUUUCAGCUGUCAGAAGACAGAGUCCUUUCUUUUAUCAGGUAUCCAGAUCCCAUAUGAAUAAUGAUAUCUUUCUUGAAGAAGCACUGGCCAGGUAUAAGGGAUUUCUGCAUCUGAUUAAGAUAAACAAGGAGAGGUCAAUUAAAAGCUUUUCUGUUCCAACUUACGACAUUGAUCUAAUUUGGCAUACACAUCAGUUGCAUCCUGUUUCAUACUGUAUGGAUCUGACUGUGGUGAUGGGUGAGGUGUUGGAGCAUGAUGACAUGGACCAAGAUAGAACUAAAGGAAAGAAGCUUGACACUGGGUUUUCUACAACUACUAAGCGAUGGGAAGAGAAAUUUGGUCUAAGGUAUUGGAAAGCUGGGGCAAUGUAUAGGGGGAUUGCUCCUUCUCCCCUCACAACGGUUCCCAUCUCAUCUAACAUUGUCAGCAGGGAGGUAAUUCCAUCAAAAGGGUACCAGAAGAUAAUUGAUCUUCCAGAGGUGAAGGUCGUGGAGGUUUUUCUGGAGAUUGUUGCAGUCAAAAACUUACCAGAGGGUCAUAAGGGAAGCCUUUUUGUCUUGUUUAGCAUAUCACAACCUGAUGUUUUCUUUAAUGCCAAGCAAAAACUCUCUAUUUUGUCCCAGUCCUGGGAGAAACAAGUUGCUUCUUUCCAGUGUGAACCUACAGGAGAACUUUUGUUUGAACUUGUAUCUCAUUCACCUUCUAAGAUACCAGUAGCAGGGGCAUCAAAAGUUAUGGGUACUACUUCACUCCCUCUACAAAACUUCCUGGAUCCAGUAACUAAACUUGGAGAGGAAAAAUGGUUUGACCUGAAGCCCACUUCUGGAACCAUGAAUUCAGAGCCAGUCAGUCUUCGCAUUUCUGUCUCAUUCACUGUGCCAACCCUGGCACCUCGUGUGCUUCACAUGGUUCGUUCCCGGCCAUUAUCAAAAAUUUCUUGUUUUUUCCCUAUUCCUGCAAGGAUUCAACAUGUAAAGAGCUGGGCCUGUGUCAAUGAUGAGACUCAUUCUGAGGUGAUCAGACUUCAGAUGAGGGACUCCAACAAUGAGAAGGCAAAAGAUAACAGCACUCAAAGAAAGCAAGUCAUUGGCAUUACAGAAUCAGGUGAAACACGUCCACUUGCAGAGAUGGUUGAGACUGGGUGGUCUUUUAUGGAUUCUCACUGCUGUCUUCGGCUUAAAAAGAAAUCCAGUGAAGAAUAUCAUCAUAUCUUUGAGCUCACAGGCAAUAGAAUGAUAAAAAUGUUCAAGGGCAGGAAGCUGGACUAUGAAUCUAAAUAUUAUGAGAAGAAGAGAACUGAAGAUGAUUUUAUGACUGCAGUUGAAUUUUCUGCAGAAGAUCCAUAUGGCACAGCAAUUGCAUUGCUUGAUCUGAAAACUGGAGUCAUUAAGGUAAAGGAAGAAUGGUUUGUGUUGCCUGCAAUCAUAUCAGCUUUUAUACUUUCUAAUGCUCUUCAGAAGAAUAGAUACAAUGGUUUUGCUGCUCCUAAUGAAAAUCUGGAGGUGAAUGGUGAAAUUGAAUGUGUCAAUAGUCUCUAUGAGGAGGGCGUGCAUACCAAUAUGACAGCUUCUGUUGAAACUGAAGCAAUGGAUGAGGCUAACAUGGUGCAGAACAGUGGUGAAAGCAUGGUGACUAGUGGGGGUUGUGGUGGUGGCUGUGGAGGAGGUUGUGGUGGGGGAUGCAGAAACAUGGUGAAGAGUAGUGGUUGUGCGGGGGAUGCGGAAACAUGGUGAAGAGUAGUGGGUGUGACAGUAGCUGUGGAGGUGGUUGUGAUGGUAAACUUACAUUUGAAAGCAAAGUUGAUAAUUUCUGCAUAGAUGAACCGCCACAUAACACAGCCAUAUACACAAACGAGGCAGUAGUUGUUUGAUCUCUAUGCAUAUUGGAACACUUGCCAGAAGUCAAGACAUGUUAAUAAAACCGCUGUCAAGGUUGGUGUUAACUUAUUUGUUCAGUUCUUCUCAUGGCAAAGUAAAGAUUUCAGCAAAUAAAGAAGUUUGUUUUGUGAGUACUGACUCUGCGGAUUGAAGGCGCGAGUAUAUACAGAUUGAGACAUCAUAUGAUGAAGAAUAAAACUACAUAUAUAAAUAAAUUGUACAAAUUUAUCUAUACAAAUUGAGAUGUCAAUUUAUAAUUGAGUGAUGUGAUUAUAUACUUUUUCUUUCAUUUCAAAUCACCAAAUCAGAUGUUAUCAUUUUAGUUUAUACAAAUAAAUUUAUACCAUUUGUUUUCAUAUACAGUAAUGAUGAAAUGUACGUCCAGCUUGAUUGUAAUAAUAGUUUGGUUCUUUUA